Messenger RNA from Branchiostoma belcheri (Belcher's lancelet), 2131 nucleotides. Its product is annotated as stathmin-like. Lineage: Eukaryota; Metazoa; Chordata; Leptocardii; Amphioxiformes; Branchiostomatidae. Gene Ontology annotation, molecular function: tubulin binding. Bases 196 to 738 code for a protein of 180 amino acids. The transcript is spliced from 8 exons. Gene Ontology annotation, biological process: microtubule depolymerization; regulation of microtubule polymerization or depolymerization; neuron projection development. The record is from RefSeq and is a predicted model, not a curated record. Gene Ontology annotation, cellular component: cytoplasm; neuron projection.
CAAUCACAUCGCGUAUAUCGAUCACGUGAUGAUUUGCCUUCAGGCCAUUCCCGCGCUUUUUGUACAGACGAUUUCUCCGAUUUUACGCAUUCGAGAGGCGUCCGCUCAUAGCAGAAGGUGCCCAGCCCUGCCAGAAGUAAGCUGACUCAGUGCCUUAUUUUCUUCUCGCCACAGGACAGACAACAUAGCAUCAUCAUGUCUACGGUCUCUUCCACAGCUCUCAAAGAGAAAUUCACAGAGCUAUCCCUUAUAUCGCUACUCUGUUCCUGUAUGCACAACGAUAAAGUCAAAGAUGAGGUCAUAAAAUAUGGCGAUAUGCAGGUGAAGCAACUGGACAAAAGUGGCCAGGCAUUUGAAGUGGUCAUCAAACCACCUUCAAAAGAUGCCAGUGAAGUCAAACUAUCAUCUCCGCCCAGGAGCCCAACCUGUUUGGAUGCCAAGACCAUCCAGGAGAAACUUGAGAAGGCAGAAGAGAGACGAAAGUCCAUGGAGGCAGAGACACUCAAAAAGUUGGCCAAGGAACGUGAGCAUCAGAUGGAGGUGCUGAGCAAGGCAGCGGAGGUUGAAGCAGCCUUUGCCAAGAAGGCGCAAGAGGAACUUGAGAAGAAGCAGGAGCUUUAUGAGCAGAACCAGCAAGCUCAGAGGCAGGCCAAGAUUGAACGUCUCAAGGAGAUGGAUCAGCGCGCUGAAGUCGUUCGCCAGAACAAGAUGAUAAUGACCAAUUCUCCAAAGGCUUAAGAAAAGCGUGCGCAGGAGGUUCGCAGGAACAAAAAGGAGUUUGCUACAUCUGGCUGAGGCAGUGGGGACGAGGACAAGAAGGAAUUUUGCUGGCACCCAGCUGGUACAAGCCCCCACAAGAUUUGAAUCUAAAGUUUGCCAGAUUCACAAAUCCUAUAGUGCUGUAGUUGAACUGGUAUAAAAGUGCUGCAUGUGCAAAGUGAUGUACAAAAAAAUGCUAUAACAAAAGUACGUAAAUCUUGAACACGGACUGGGAUUCCCUUAGAGAAAAUGCCACAAAUGAUACGGAGAAAUGCUAAUAAUGAUUGGUGCAUGUUUGUAGCUUCAACUUGGUGCUGGGCUUUUUGAAAUGCAAGGUAAAUUCCAAAUGCUGUGAUAUCUUUAAAAAGAGUGACACUGUUUUGUGUACCCUGCAACCCAGAAGAGCUGCUUUAACCUAGGUAACACUUUGGUCAAAGGACAUACCAAUCUUGAGAACAUAUUUCCUCAUUGCCAGGUUAAGAUCUCUGAUUCCUGGUUGUAUGUUACAGUUAUGAGGUUCCAUACAGUUUUGGUUGGUGAUCCUCAGUAAUUGGGAUAAUUUGACUGGAUGCAAGGAUAAAAAUGUUCUCUCUGGGUGUCAAGGUAUUCAUCUUCCGCCUUAAUACUUUCUUCCAAAGAUUUACACAUUAUUGAGAUAUACAAGAGCUAUGUGUCUUUCUGUACAAAAAUAGAUAGCUGUUAAAAUAAAUGGUCAGUUUACUUGAAAUAGAAAUGACAUCCAGUACAUAGAAGGUUGUUCUCACAAAUGUUCUCCAAAUACAGCUGAUGAGCAUUUUUCAGGCCUUUUCCACAUGUCAAGACAUGAAAAAAGCUGGAAAGCUGUAUUUUUUUUAUUUUAUUGUAAUGUCAAGAGGAAAACAAGAAAUUAUAUAUCCACAUUUUUCUGUUAUGUUUCACAUUAAAUCCCAUCCCUACAAUUCUGCCAGCUUUUCUUAGAAAUAUCUAGAUACAGGAUAGAUACAAUACCCAUUUAACUGGACCAAGCAACAUAUAAUGAAUCAAAGUCAUGUAUAGCAAAUCCCACUAUUCUCGACCCACAAAAGUAAAACACCAUGUAUCGUUCACUGCAUUUGUACUCCUUGUUACAUGUUUGCACUUAUUUGUUACAUUUGUUACUUCCAUGUUAAAACAUUUGUUAAAUUAAGAGUAUCAGCUCUGUAGCAAUGAUAGUGACGUAGUGAAGCACUUGUCAGCUAGAAUCUAUAUGCUUCCCUUGCUAAUAAAAUGUUAUAUAGUAGAAGAUGUGCUGGGAAACUGCUUGAAUGCCAGGAAUGGUUUGUGCAGUGUAAAGCUUCAUCACAGCGAUGUUCACACUUGUUGAAAAGGUGAUGGCUUCAAGAAAAGAGGACAA